This is a messenger RNA of Clupea harengus (Atlantic herring), 2233 nucleotides long. RefSeq names its product heparanase (gene hpse). Gene Ontology annotation, biological process: cell-matrix adhesion; angiogenesis involved in wound healing. Gene Ontology annotation, cellular component: extracellular matrix; membrane. Gene Ontology annotation, molecular function: hydrolase activity, acting on glycosyl bonds. Lineage: Eukaryota; Metazoa; Chordata; Actinopteri; Clupeiformes; Clupeidae. The record is from RefSeq and is a predicted model, not a curated record.
UUCUGUGUAAAUGAGAGAGACAAAACCAUGUUCAUAUGGAGCGAGCCCAAAACUAGGUUGAUCUUUACAACAACACAUAUCACCUUUUAGGUGCUCCGGACAACACUGAAUACGUUUCUAAACCAAGUCUGCCUGCGAUUGAACAAAGGACAUGAGCAUUUCAUCAGUGAAGAGGAAAAAGGCAACCCGUAAAAGAAGUGAAAAGCCGGAGACAUGGGUAUGAAUGCGGUGUUUAUGAGAUUCACCGCCGCUUGGUUCCUUCUGGUAUUCCAUGGGCCUUACGUUCGACCAGAACUGUUUGAGAAGUUUUAUUUGGAACCAGUGAAUUUAGACGUGGACACUGGUCGUGUGGUCAAGAGAGUAAAUGAGCGUUUUCUUUCUGUGGCCAUCGAUGCGAGUCUGGUCGCCGAGGAGAAGUUCGUGUAUCUCUUAGCAUCUCCUAAACUGAAGACGUUAUCAAGUGCCCUGAGUCCUGGCUUUCUGCGAUUUGGAGGGACCAAACAGGAUUUUAUGACAUUCAACCCCCGCACUUACCACCAGGAAUAUCCCAGAAACUCGUAUGGUUAUCUUGGGGACACCUGUAAGAGACUAACACUUCCACCACUGUUGGAGGAGAACCUGAAGAAACAGUGGGCACUGCAGACACUUCUUUUGCAACAAGAGGAAUUGAAGGGAACGUACAAAAAUGUCCGGUUUACUGAGUAUGCUGUGGACCUGCUUCAUUCCUUUGCUAACUGCACUGGGUUAGACCUCAUCUUCGGCCUCAACGCUUUGCUCAGGACCAAGGGAAACUCCUGGAACAGUCAGAAUGCCAAGAUGCUUCUGGACUACUGUGAAUCGAGACAGUAUAACAUGUCUUGGGAACUAGGCAAUGAGCCCAACAGCUACCAAAAGAAGGCCGGCUUCAGGGUAGAUGGCUACCAGCUGGGUCUGGACUUUGACCAUCUCCGGAAGAUUCUGAGUAAGUCGAAACUCUACAAGUCCUCCGGGCUCUACGGCCCCGACAUCAGCCAGCCCAGAGACCACCGCCGGGAUCUGCUGGAGGGGUUUCUGGAAAGUGGAGCCGAGGCAAUCAAUGCAUGCACCUGGCAUCAUUACUACGUCAAUGGUAGAGAUACAUCACUGGAGGACUUUCUGGAUCCUGAUGUGCUUGAUAUGUUGGCCACGAAAACACAGGAAGUGCUUGAGACUGUAGAUCUGGUUUCCCCGGGGAAAAGAGUUUGGCUCGGAGAGACCAGCUCUGCGUAUGGUGGUGGAGCAUUGGGAUUAUCCGACACAUUUGCUGCAGGUUUCAUGUGGCUCGAUAAACUUGGCCUUGGUGCAAAGCUGGGAUUGGAUGUUGUCAUUAGACAAGUUCUCAUUGGCUCAGGAACCUAUCACUUGGUGGAUAACAACCUGGAUCCCCUCCCAGAUUAUUGGCUGUCUGUCCUCUAUAAAAAGCUUGUUGGCCCUGAGGUACUGAAUGCUUCGGUUCUCUCCACUCUCGGACCCAGAAGGCGACUACGAGUGUACUGCCACUGCACCAAUAAAAAAAGCGCCAACUACAAGAGAGGGGCAUUCACCUUGUUUGCCCUGAACCUCAGUAAGAGCACAGCUAAGAUCAAUCUGCCAUCACACCUCGCAAACAGCAGUGCGGAGGCCUUUGUUUUAGAGGCCCCCGAGGCUGGGGAGCAGGGGCUUCUUUCAAGGUCAGUGAAGCUGAAUGGCUUGGUGCUGAAGAUGGUCGACGACCAGACGCUGCCUGAACUCCAGGGCGUGCCACUUCACACAGGAGAUCCCCUCAGUCUGCCAGGAUUCUCGUUUGCCUUCUACGUCCUGAGUCAAGCACAAGCAGCAGCCUGCCACUGAGCGUUUGACUCACACACACACGAUGUGACCGGUACUGUUAACUGCAUACACACUGUGUUCUUAAGCAGGGAAAGAUUGUAUGAUGUUUGCCAUUUGUCAAUGCACUGUGAACUUGCCAAAGAUAACAGAAAAAUAUUUUGUAUAAUUAUAAAUGAUACAUUUUUGUACACAAAGCUGAUGUGCCACAGUGACUUUGGUGCCUAUCCACAGUUCUGACAGAGACCUGCACUAAUGGGUAGCUCUUCUCAUUUGCCUCAACUCAAGUUAUUUAAAACUCCAAGCUGUUUUUGCCAAAGUAAUUUUAUACCUAUCAUGCAGAUGAUGAAGAGAUGUUUACACUUCCUGCUGUACGUGUCCAUAAAGUUGACGAUUGGACAAUGUUAAA